AAUUAGGAUUCAUUUUUAAAAUAAAACAGACCAGUUAGGAAUAUUUUUAUCUAUUUAAACGCGUAUUCUUUAAAACUAUCAGUAAUCACACAAGCUUCGUUAGUGAGUUACACUUAGGGUCAUACUUUAGUUGUAAUUAUUGUUGUGUCCUUAUCGCCUGUGUUAAUAACAAGAAUGGCAAUAGCUGUGAAAAAAUUCACCGAAAGUUCAGUUUAUUUUCGUAUCGGGGGGCAGUUUGCCAAUACACUGUCAGAUAUUUUCUCGGAAGGUAGUUAGCAACGACUUUUAUAACUUAGUUGUUCAUCAAGUGCAAGAUGAUUAGAAUAUCGGGGGUGGUUUUUCUAGCUGUGUUUCUGUGUAAUUUUGGAAAAUUGCACGCAGCCCACUGGAGCUACAAGGACAUAGACCACUGGGACAAGCAAUGUUCUUCCGGAAAAAAGCAAUCUCCAAUCACCCUAACCCCUGACACAUCCGAAGGCAAAACCUUCCCACCAUUCACAUUCGACGGCUACGAUCAACUUUACAACGCCAACAUAAAAAAUAAUGGACACACAGCUGUUGUAAACUUGGAAACUUCAAAGAGACCAAUGUUGGCGGGUGGUGGUUUAGACGGAGUUUACGUUUUGGAUUCUUUCCAUUUUCACUGGGGGUCAGAACAUCUUGAAGGCGAUAAAAGGUAUGCGGGAGAAAUUCAUUUAGUACACUACAGUAACAAAUACAAAGAUCUUUCUCAAGCACUAACGGUGGGUCGUGUGGCUGUCCUAGGUGUGUUUCUAUAUCUAUCCCCAGACGACUAUGAAGACUUGGCCCCGAUCAUUACAGCAGUUCGUCAAAUACAGCAGCAGAAAGUUAGAUUAAAUGUACCUGUAGCGAUUCAAAGAUUGGAACUGGAUGACUUUCUUCCUCAUGACAGAGCUGGAUUUUACCGAUACGAAGGUUCUUUGACUACACCUAAUUGUACAGAAGGAGUAACUUGGACAGUUUUUACAAAUGGUCUACCAAUUUCAAGCCAUCAGCUUAGAACCUUCACUCAGUUAACGACGGAAGAAAAUACAUUAUUGACUACAAAUUAUAGACCUGUACAAGAGCUUAAUGACAGAGUUGUUUAUCUCAAGGUCAGUGAAAUGGACAGCGCUGCUGAUUUCGUUACAGCGGCCACUUCCUUCAAAGUGUUGACUUUGGUAGCCAUAUUGAUCAACUUGUUUUAAAUAAGAAAAAACUGUAUUGCUACCGGUUAUAAGAUCGUGUCGUUAAUUUGAUGUAUUUAUUUAUUUAUUUAUGGUUUAAAUAACUCAGAAUUAAAGCCAAAGAGAGCAUAACCUAGAAGAAAGUAACUUAGUAAAUGUUGAAUGUUUCAAUAUUAUUAAUAUUAGAAAAAGUUAUAACUACGGCUCGAAUUAUGUGCACUGAAAAACUUCAUUAGGUUACGGAAUUUUUAUUCCUACGUAAUUUUUUAUAUCCAAUAUAACAACAGUUUGUCAUUUUCUCUUUAGAGGCAAGAGUAAACUGGGUAACAAAAUUGAAAUCUUAGGGGUGCUAUAAGGACGUUUUUUUAACAUUUUUAAUGUAAGUAACAGAAUUAAAUAUUACUACAAUAUGUAUUGUUUCUUUGACUAGAAUUGGUUCCGGAAGAAAGAAAACUUUUCGUAUAUUGUAUUAUAUUUUGCAUUCUUGUAUUUUUGUUUGUUUUGUGUCAUUGUUUAGUGCUAAGUAGGUAUCAUCUACAUUUUUUACUACUCAAAAUUUUGAUCGGUGUAUUUACAUAUGUACGUGGUUUGUAGUUACACAUGAAUAUGCAAAAAUAAUAUGCCAUCUUAUGCGUUUUUUAAGCUAAAGAGGUGAGACAAUUGCUCCCGGAAGAAAGAAAAUUGUUGGACUUUUUUGUGUUAUAUUAAAUAUAUUUUGCAUUUUUACAUUUUUACUGCCCAGUCUUGUAACCAUUAAAUUUACAUAUGCACGUGCCUGCGUCCACAUGAAUAAUAUGCAAAAUAUACAUUGUUAUACGUCCUUAAGCCUAAAAGGUGAGACAUGUUCUAAAAAUACUAACUUUUUUAGAUAUACCACGGAGGUAUAACUCGAGCCUUAGUUUUAACAUUUUUUUGUUAUACUCUGCGAGUAAAUAAUGUAUCAUAACACUUUUGUCUCGAUGUACCUUCUGAGCGAGAAUUUUAGAUUAUUAUUGUACUUGCUCGAUUACAUAGAUGUCGUAUUAUUAAUGUUUUUAAAGAAUAAAGUUUUUUUAUAAAAAUAGGAAACGGGGUAAUUCUAGUAAAUACCUAAAAUGUUUUAAUGUCAGUAAAAUCCAGAAGUUGCUAUUAGUUUUAUGAUGAUUUUCACAAAUAAAGUUCUUUAAAAUUGUC
Messenger RNA from Zophobas morio, 2360 nucleotides. Its product is annotated as putative carbonic anhydrase 3. Gene Ontology annotation, molecular function: carbonate dehydratase activity; zinc ion binding. Bases 315 to 1208 code for a protein of 297 amino acids. Lineage: Eukaryota; Metazoa; Arthropoda; Insecta; Coleoptera; Tenebrionidae. Gene Ontology annotation, biological process: one-carbon metabolic process. Gene Ontology annotation, cellular component: plasma membrane. The record is from RefSeq and is a predicted model, not a curated record. The transcript is spliced from 7 exons.